This is a messenger RNA of Folsomia candida, 1377 nucleotides long. RefSeq lists its product as uncharacterized. The record is from RefSeq and is a predicted model, not a curated record. Bases 72 to 1241 code for a protein of 389 amino acids. Lineage: Eukaryota; Metazoa; Arthropoda; Collembola; Entomobryomorpha; Isotomidae. The transcript is spliced from 4 exons.
CCGUCUGAGAGUGAGGAGUGGUUUGUGUAUUUACACCGCAAUUUCUAACAAUCUUCAUAAAAAUUAAAACCAUGGCUAUGUUAAACCAUGCUUUAGUAGCCCGUACUCAACAGCUUAUGGUGGACGCUAACCAAGAAAAUCCUCCCACUGCGAUUUUUCAGGUUGCUGCAGAGACCAAAAGACCACAGCAAAUUCCUGACCGGGUCAACAUAUUAGUGAGUAAGAUUGCCAGUGAUGGUGCGAUAUCCGGAAUUGUGGAAGUUAUCAUGAAUAGGUCACACUCUGGAUUAUUCAUCGAGCUGUGUUCCACUUUAAAAUAUGGAGAGACCAGUGUCGAUUUAAUUGUUAAAAAUCGGACCGAACUUUCUCCAACAUUUCGUCGAUUAUGCGGAAUAAGAAAAGCAGCCGUGAAAGCUGAUCUCUUCACCUUUAUUAAAUUUCCCUUCGUUUUAAACGCACAGGAUGAAUUGCCACCACCACCAACGUUUGACUCGGCCUUAUUUUCCAUUGAGCACAAACUUGUCGUUCUUAUGAAAAAGUAUGGCGACUAUGUGACCAUCAAGGAGAAAGUGAUUCAGUUCCCAGGCCAACUUGAAAUCUGUCGGGGACCUCAUUUGACAAGUUUAAUAGAGCAAGAAGUGCGCGUGGAUGGGGUGAAAGUCGCCGUUGAACUGCCACGAGAUGAAUUUCUCAUUAGUGAAAGCAUCCCAUUCACUGUCAGAUUGUUGGACUCGUUACGCGUCGGGGUUAAAAAAGUUGAGAUUUCUCUCCUGCAAAAGGUACGACUUGACGGAGAGAAUGAUGCGGAGUCCAGGGUUUUGGAUUGUGUAACGUUUAAACGGUUCUUGAAAAGAGAGAUGUGUGAACGAAGGGGAAAGUUUAGUGGGAACUGUGUCAAAGUUCCGUCAUACUGCUCAACGUGUGAUACGUUUUUUAGUAUCGGGUAUGAAAUUGAGAUUCAGAUUGUCACCAUGGAUUUAAAAACGGCUAGUGGGAGUAUACCUGUCACCUUGGGAACCGUUUCUAAAGCACCGAUUCCAUCCACCGUUCCCCGAGAAGGGGACGAAUAUGAUGCUGCCCUGGCACAAAUCCCUAGGAGAAGGUCACCCUCGUUCUUAUCGAUACGGUCGAUGUCGCUCUUGUCCAUAUUUCCACCCUCAUAUUCGCAACUGGGGUCGAGAAGAUCGUCAAUAGCGUCGAUUCAGACGUUGCCACCACAUUACGACGACGUUGUCCACUAACGUACAGUUGGAUUGACCAAUAUGAGAUGGAUCAGUAUUUGCAUGUUAGCUAUUACAUACGAUAUGUGGAAAUUAUUACGGGUGAAGAAGUGUUCACCCGACUUAUUUGAAAUUAUUUGAAAUUUCUAAAUAUUUC